Xiphias gladius (swordfish) is the source of this 7548-nucleotide messenger RNA. It is a transcript of the gene ptprk, whose product is annotated as protein tyrosine phosphatase receptor type K. Bases 232 to 4590 code for a protein of 1452 amino acids. NCBI's taxonomy places the organism in Eukaryota, Metazoa, Chordata, Actinopteri, Istiophoriformes, Xiphiidae. Gene Ontology annotation, cellular component: membrane. The record is from RefSeq and is a predicted model, not a curated record. Gene Ontology annotation, molecular function: protein tyrosine phosphatase activity; protein binding. The transcript has 38 exons. Gene Ontology annotation, biological process: protein dephosphorylation.
UGUCCGCGAGAGCCCGUAGGAAGCGAAAAGAGAGAAACCGGAGGAAGGAGAGAAUGGGGCGGCUGAAUCCACAACAACAGGGGGAAUACUAAGCCGCUGAAGAGAGAAAUCGAGGAAGACUGAAGACGGAGAGGAGGACGGUGAAAGUCGCAAGGAGGGGGAGGGAAAAAACAAAAAAACUUUUCGGGAGGAAAAACUGUUACAGACUCUCACGCGGCCACGUUUCGAAACAUGGAUACACUUUUCUCCGUACGCCUGGGACUCCUGUUUCUCUUUUCGACAGUCUCCGGUCAAAUGCCGACAGCUCACAUGGGGCGCGCUGAGAAGGGAAGCUGUACAUUUGAUGAGGGCUUCUCUCAGUGUGAUUACCAGCAAGAUCCUUAUGAUGACUUCGACUGGACACACAUCAACACGCAGGAUGUGCCCUACGUCUCACCAGACCUGCCACAAGGCUCUUACAUGUAUGUGGACGUCUCUCAGUAUGAUGUGGGCGAAAAGGCGCGAUUUCAGCUGCCAGUCAUGAAGGAGAACGAUACCCACUGUAUCGACUUCAACUAUCUCCUCACCAGCCCUGACGGCUCCAGCCCUGGCACCCUUAAUGUCCUGGUGAAGGUUAACAAGGGGCCUUUGGCCAACCCCAUAUGGAACGUGACCUCCUACACUGGUAAAGACUGGCUGAGAGCCGAACUGGCAGUCUCCACCUUUUGGCCUAAUGAAUACCAGGUCAUAUUUGAAGCGGAGGUUUCGGACAGCAAAGCUGGCUUCAUCGCCAUAGACGACAUUCAGGUGCUCAGCUAUCCAUGCGAUAAGUCCCCUCAUUUUCUGCGUCUUGGCGACGUGGAGGUGAACGCCGGACAAAACGCCACUUUUCAGUGCAUCGCUACGGGACGAGAUACAUCGAACAAUAAACUCUGGCUACAGAGGAGAAAUGGAGAAGAUAUCCCUGUGGCUCAGACCAAAAACAUCAACCACAGACGGUUCGCCGCCUCCUUCCACCUCAAAGAGGUCACUAAUCAGGAUCAGGAUCUGUACCGCUGCGUCACCCAAUCAGAGCGCGGCUCCGGGGUUUCUAACUUUGCAGGUCUAAUCGUCAGAGAGCCUCCACACCCCAUCGCCCCACCCCAGCUGCUCGGCGUCGGCCCUACCUACCUACUGAUUCAGCUCAAUGCUAACUCCAUAUUUGGAGAUGGACCCAUUAUACUGAAAGAGGUUGAGUACCGUAUGACUUCGGGCAGCUGGACGGAGACUCACGCUGUGAACUCUCCCAAUUAUAAGUUAUGGCAUCUUGACCCGGACACAGAGUACGAGAUCAGAGUCCUACUGACCAGACCAGGAGAGGGAGGGACAGGCAAACCUGGUCCGCCACUCAUUACCAGGACCAAGUGUGCAGAACCUAUGCGGACUCCUAAGAGGCUGAAGAUUGCUGAGACCAGGUCUCGUCUGAUAGCCGUGGACUGGGAAUCCUUGGGUUACAACAUCACUCGCUGUCACACCUUUAAUGUCACCAUAUGUUACCAUUAUAUGACUGCCAACAACCGCAGCAAGGCUGACUGCUUAGACAUGGACCCUAAAGCACCACGCCACCUGGUGGGAAACCUGCCACCCUAUACCAACGUCAGUCUGAAGAUGAUUCUGACCAAUCCAGAGGGACGGAAAGAGAGUGAUGAGACCAUCAUACAAACAGAUGAAGAUGUUCCCGGUCCAGUUCCCAGUCAGUCACUAAGAGCGACUCCCUUUGAGGACAGAAUUCUUCUUUACUGGAAGGAACCAGCUGAACCCAAUGGAGUCAUCAUACAGUAUGAGAUCAGCUACAGCGGUGUGCGUUCAUUUGACCCUUCGGUGCCCCUCCAGCGGCCGGGGCUAACAGUGUCUCUGCCCUCGAACGCCACCUAUCACCUGUUUUCCCAGCUCCACCCGGGCGUCACAUACCAUCUCUCCAUACGAGCUUCCACCUCCAAAGGAUUCGGUCCUGCAACCACGCUCAACGUAACUACUAACAUUUCAGCCCCGACAAUAGAUGAGUACGAUGGGUCAGAAGCCUUUCUGAAUGAAACUGCAACAACCAUCACUGUGCUGCUCAAACCUGCCCAGGCCAAAGGAGCACCUAUAAGUGCGUACCAGAUUGUGGUGGAGGAAGUGAAUCCUCAGCGGACACGACGUCAAGCUUCCUCUGACUGUUACGAGGUUCCAGUUUCCUACCACAGCGCGUCUAGCGGUGGAUCUCCAUAUUAUUAUGCUGCCCAGCUGUCCCCCAGCAACCUGCCUGAGCCGCUCCCCUUCACUGUGGGAGACAACAAGACAUAUCAGGGUUUCUGGAAUCCUCCGCUGGCUCCAAGGAAGAACUACAACAUCUACCUUCAAGCUGUCAGCAGCACAGAGCGGGAAACUAAGACGCAAUGUCUGAGGCUGGCUACUAAAGGUGCUACAGAGGAGCCAGAAGUCAUUCCUGACCCCGCUAAACAGACGGAUCGGGUGGUAAAGAUCGCUGGGAUCAGUGCUGGUGUUCUUGUCUUUAUUCUGCUGGUGUUGGUAGCCAUCCUUUUGGUCAAGAAGAGGAGGACCUACUAUUCAUACUCUUAUUACCUGAAGCUGGCUAAAAAACGUAAAGAUGCCAUCGGAACAACACGGCAGGAAAUGACACACAUGGUGAAUGCUAUGGACCGCAGCUAUGCUGACCAGAGCACUCUGCAUGGAGAAGACCCCAUGGCUGUGACGUUCAUGGACUCACACAACUACAACAACAGAUAUGAGAACCACAGUGGCUCCGCAGCGGAGAACAGCCGGCUUCUGGAUGUUCCCCGCUAUCACUGUGAAGGCACGGAAUCUCCUUAUCAGACAGGACAGCUCCACCCUGCUAUCAGAGUGGCCGACCUCCUGCAGCACAUCAACCUAAUGAAAACAUCUGACAGCUAUGGCUUUAAGGAGGAGUAUGAAUUGGUGAUACAGAGCUUCUUCGAGGGCCAGUCGGCCUCCUGGGAUGUGGCCAAGAAGGAGCAGAACCGCACCAAGAACCGCUAUGGGAACAUAAUAGCAUAUGACCAUUCAAGGGUUAUCCUUCAGCCCAUAGAAGACGACCCCUCCUCCGACUACAUCAACGCCAACUACAUCGAUGGCUACCAGAGACCAAGUCACUACAUUGCUACUCAAGGUCCUGUUCAUGAGACCGUGUAUGACUUCUGGAGGAUGGUGUGGCAGGAACAGUCAGCAUGCAUCGUCAUGGUAACCAAUCUGGUGGAGGUCGGAAGGGUCAAGUGCUAUAAGUAUUGGCCAGAUGAUGCAGAGGUGUACGGAGACUUCAAGGUGACUUUUGUGGAGGUUGAACCUCUUGCUGAAUAUGUGGUUCGCACGUUUACACUGGAGAGGCGUGGUUUCAAUGAGGUGCGCGAAGUCAAGCAGUUCCACUUCACAGGCUGGCCCGAUCACGGAGUUCCAUAUCACGCCACGGGACUGCUGUCCUUCAUCCGCAGAGUUAAAAUUUCCAAUCCACCCUCUGCUGGGCCAAUUGUGGUCCACUGCAGUGCUGGAGCAGGGCGUACAGGCUGUUUCAUAGUCAUUGACAUCAUGCUGGACAUGGCGGAGAGAGAAGGAGUGGUUGACAUCUACAACUGUGUGAAGGCUCUUCGCUCCAGGAGGAUCAACAUGGUACAGACUGAGGAGCAGUAUAUAUUCAUCCAUGAUGCCAUACUAGAGGCUUGUCUAUGUGGAGAAACAGCCAUACCGGUCUGCGAGUUCAAAGCUGCUUUUUAUGAGCUGAUCCGCAUCGACUCCCAGACCAACUCGUCACAUAUAAAGGAUGAGUUCCAGACAUUAAACUCGGUGACUCCGCAGCCCCAGCCUGAAGACUGCAGCAUUGCACUGUUGCCUAGGAACCAAGAUAAGAACCGCUUUAUGGAUGGCCUUCCUCCUGAUAGAUGCCUACCCUUCCUCAUUACGAUAGAUGGAGAAAGCAGCAACUACAUCAACGCUGCUCUGAUGGAUAGCUACAGACAGCCUGCCGCAUUCAUCGUUACCCAGCAUCCUUUGCCCAACACCGUCAAAGACUUUUGGCGUCUGGUUUACGACUAUGGAUGUACCAGUCUGGUGAUGCUGAAUGAGAUCGACCUGGCUCAGGGUUGUCCUCAGUACUGGCCAGAGGAGGGCAUGCUGCGUUACGGCCCAGUCCAGGUGGAAUGCAUGUCCUGCUCGAUGGACUGUGACGUUAUCAGUCGACUCUUCAGAGUCUGCAACCUCACCAGGCCUCAGGAAGGCUACCUGAUGGUUCGUCAGUUCCAGUACCUGGGGUGGGCGGGGCACAGAGAAGUCCCCGCCUCCAAACGCUCCUUCCUGAAGCUGAUCCUGCAGGUCGACCAGUGGCAGCGCGAGGGAGAGGAGGGAGAGGGAAGAACCAUAGUGCACUGCCUAAACGGAGGUGGGCGUAGUGGGGUAUUCUGUGCCAGCAGCAUUGUGUGUGAGAUGGCCAAGAGACAGAGCGUGGUCGACGUCUUUCACGCCGUAAAGACCUUGAGGAACAGCAAACCGAACAUGGUGGACACUCCGGAGCAGUAUCGGUUCUGCUACGACCUGGCACUGGAGUUCAUCGAGUCCUCCUAAACGAAGAAGAGGUGAAGAGGAGCAGGACGACACAUCUUUUCACCUCCCUCGUGUUUGAUUCUUUGCUUUUCGCUCGGUCCCGACUCCCCCUCUGUGGCUGCCGUUCUGUAGCAUCCAUUUUGCAUCCCUACAAAUGGCACGAGAGAAAUCGGCUCCUCGUACGGUGUUGCUAAGCAAAGGGAAACAGAAGGGGCUUCUGGGAGUGAGGCAGAGGAGGAGAAUGUUACUCCUUUUACUCCUUUAUGCUUAUUGUACAGCUUUUUUGAGUGCCAGCGGGCCCCUGUAUGUUUUGGGCUCCAUUUAAGCGUUUAGCCUCUCACCACGACCCCCUCGCAUGGACUCGAUGCCUCAUGCUGUCUCGGCUGCAGUCCUCCAUGUGCACUGUAGAUGUCUCCCUUCCCCCACGCAAGCGGCAAACCCAGCUUUUGAAUAACUGCAAGUUAAAGUUUUCAGUGGCGCCACCUCCCCCGCUCUCAUGCUAAUUUCUGAGUAACUUAACGGUGUUGGGCAUCUCAUCGUGGUGAUGUUUGAAUAUCUGCAGCCAGUAAUUUCUGUACAAGAACAAGAAACUUAAAAGUUACAGCCUGGCCAAACUCUGUGAACGCUUCUCUUUUCUACUCCAUACACAAGCAGCAGCAUCUUCAUAAUUAUUUUUCUGAAUCAGAACAUCAUUAUGUAUUUUUAAUAGCCACUUUGUACCCAUUUUAAAUGCAGUAGGUUGUCGGAUAACAGAACAGAUACAGAAAAGAACCUGCAUGUCAAUACAAGUUUGCUUAUUAGAUAAAGUAGUGUCUUAGAAACAAGACUGACACUGAAGCAAAAACAGAGAGUUUACAUGGAGAGCAUAAGGCUUUUAGAUUUUUUUUUUUUUUACAAUAUCAUGAAGUGGCAACUUAAAGAGCGUGUAGGAUUUUCACUAAAAUGUAUACGUCCGUUUUUUGUUCUCUGAAGAGUUGAUUUCCGAUUGCUUUUGUAUUCUCAUUUACUGAUCUACUGGAUAGACGUUUUGAAGUCGUCAUUGUGCCCCAAAUUGUCCAAAUUGAACACUUAAGAUUUUAUCCAGCCACGUGGCAUCAGCCUAAUCAUGUGUGUUUCAGGGCUGGGCCCAAUGCACUUUCAAUUCAGCCAAUUCACAAGUUGGAUAUUUUUCAGAGCAUAAAUAUAAACAGAUUUUUGGGUACGAGGGAAUCUGCUGACCCUUAGAAGAGACUGAGAUUUAACGCGCUUUCGUGAACAGGCGAAUUACGGUUUCCAUUUAUGGCUUGAAGGGAAUUGGAAGUGAACUGACCCCAGGCUUCAUUUGCUUUGUGCACUGGUGGCCAACACUUUUCUCUUUGUUUUUUGUUUUUUUUUAUUUUGCAGCUGAUGUUUAUUCAUAAGCCAAAGACUUUGUGUAAAUAUGUCUAUAUGGAUAAAGCACAUUGUUUGUAUUUAUUGUUUGUUUACUUGCAUUGCUUGUAAGAACAAUCAUUCUUCAUUCCAUGUUUACUCUACCGCCAGCGUUUCUUAAACUGUGGGUCAGGACGCAAAAUGGGCUGCAGGUCUGUUUCCUCGGACGUCUCGAGAGUAUUAGUAUGAUUUAAUGAGCCCAUAAUGGGUCCCGAGGUAUUUACUCCAUUUGGGUCCUUGAAGAAGAGUUUAAGAACCCCUGAUCAAAGCUGUGUAUUAAAGCAUUAUAAGUAGUUUUUCAGUAUGUAGGUGGAAUUCAGUAGUAUUGUCUUGUUUUCACUUAAUGAAUCUCUCUGUGAUGUUACUGUGGUUUAUUUGUGUAAAAGCCCAUCGCGCUGUUUGUGGUCAGUAGAACAUUGGUGCAUUUACAUGCACAGAGUACUAUGGAUAAUAGCUCCCAUCCCUCUGAGCGUCUUAGUUGGGAUAAGCUGUUUAUCUUCACCCUCAUAUCCUGCUCACCGUUAUCCCUGAAUACACACCGCCUCAGUGAUGCAAACGGGCCUAGUGAGCGAAACAUGCAGGACUGUGAAACAAAAAACAUUUAUUGUGCCUAAUCAUUUGAAUUCUCCUCGUUGAUACGAGCAUUUUAACAGCAUCUUAGAUCGCGACCAGGGCUUUGUUGAAUGCGUUCUCAUGGACGAUCAAUGUGUUGAAUACCUUUUGGACCACGAUUCAGUGUGUUUUAUUCAUCAGAAUGCUUUAUGAAUUAUUUGUGAGGCUUUACGGGCUCCUGAAUCCCUGAUGUGUUUCUGUUUUUUGUGCACAAACUGAUUCAGAAAAAAAAAACAAAAAAAAAAAACAUCAACUUUAUUGUAAAUAAAAUGUUAGAUGUUCCACUUGGCUGGAACAAGAGAAGCCCUACUCUUAAGGAUGUUAUUGUAAAUAGAUUACCAUGAGUACUAAAAAGCCUCUAUUGUUGGAUGAGCAGCAAAGAUUUAGACGAUGGAUGCAAUGUCAGAACAUUAGUUCUGCUGUAGAUAAAAAGUCGGAGAUUGUACUCCUGGAGGAUUCAACUUUAAAAUAAUGACAGAUGUCGUUUAAAAACUGUUCACAGUUUCCACUGAAUACACAACUUUAUUCUGUUGGUGGAACAUCGAUUUGCAUUUUUUUUUCCUCCAGAUUUCUGGUCUGACCCAAAGAAGGGAAAGAAACUUUAGAGGCCAGAAGACUAUGUUAAUACAGUCGCACACUGCCUUCAGUGAUGGUGGGGUUUACCAGUUGGACAAAAACUGAUGUCCAUCUCUAUAGCAUGCAGAGUGAGAAAAGUGAAGCAGACAAUGACCAGGUGUUGUGGUAACAGAAACUAAACGCUACACACAUGAGGGGAAAACCGAGGGGCAAAUCCUGCUGAGGUGCAGCGUAAUUCCUCCUUAAUCAAUCGGAAGUAAGCGGCCCUGAAGCGUAGUGAAUGAAGCUGGUUUCUGAAUGAGAGGCCAGUCUGAGUAAAGAAUUGAUAUUCAUGGUUCAUAAUUAUUAUUGUCUGUAAUGUUUGGCUUCUUUGCUGUAAUA